CUGUUUCGUGUUCUUUAAUAAUAUUAUUGAAAGAUGUUGGCUAUAUUCAAGAAUGGAUCCGUUAAUCCACCAAAGGAGCUCAACAGUCCAGCUUCAUUACAAGGAUUCUUCUCCUCCCUCAAGCCAAAACUUCCCAAUGAGAUCCUAAACAGUUUCUUGGCUUCUCAUUCUAACAAUGGCUUCUCCAUGGGUUUUGCAGAGAAAGCUCUGAUUGCUUUCUCACCUCCUCAAAACCCUUUCUCCAUUCACAAUAGAAUGUUUUGUGGAGUGGAUGACAUAUACUGUAUCUUCUUGGGAAGUUUAAGCAACCUCCCGGGUCUUCUCCGGCAGUAUGGGCUGUCAAAGGGGGCAAAUGAGGCAGCGUUCGUGGUGGAGGCGUAUAGGACUCUUAGAGACAGAGGACCUUAUCCGGCUGAUCAAGUUCUUAGAGAUAUGGAGGGAAUAUUUGGGUUUGUUGUGUAUGAUGCCAAGGCUGGAUCUGUUUUUGUUUCUCUGGCUGGUGAUGAAGGUGUGAAGCUAUACUGGGGAAUAGGAGGAGAUGGGUGUGUUGUGAUUUCUGAUGAGUUGGAGGUUAUUAAGGGAAGCUGUGCCAAGUCAUUUGCCCCUUUCCCAGCUGGUUGCAUGUAUCAUAGUGAUCAUGGGCUAAUGAGCUUUGAGCAGCCAUUGAAGAAGAUGAAAGCAAUGCCUAGAAUCGACAGUGAAGGAAUACUGUGUGGAUCUAAUUUCAAGGUGGAUACAAUUUCAUCUUCGAAGAACAAUAACAACAUGACCAGGGUUGGAAGUGAAGCUAAUUGUGCUGUUUGGAGAUCACAAGCUUGAUUAGUUCUUGUUGUUGUUAGAUUCACUCUGUUUUCUUUAUUCUUUACUUAAUUAUGUCUUGUGUUUGUAAAUUGUAACUGUCUUAUUGAGAAUUCUCCUUGUUCAAUAUAAUCGAUUUCAAAUAA
Messenger RNA from Impatiens glandulifera, 944 nucleotides. RefSeq names its product stem-specific protein TSJT1-like. Bases 34 to 819 code for a protein of 261 amino acids. The transcript is spliced from 3 exons. The record is from RefSeq and is a predicted model, not a curated record. NCBI's taxonomy places the organism in Eukaryota, Viridiplantae, Streptophyta, Magnoliopsida, Ericales, Balsaminaceae.